AUGCCUCCGCCGCCCCUGUCUCCCAUGCCUACUCGUCGUUCUGAACGCUUGGCUCGAUCCGCCAUGUCCUCGCAGGACAGCUCCCCUGGGGAAGGACGCGGAAUGGGGCUUGCCGUAUACACGCGAGAUGUUGACAGUUCUCGCAUAACACGUUCAUUCCUCUUCCGAGAUGAGCUCGUCGAACAAUAUUCAGAAGAUACUCAAGCGAAUAUUGGACGAGACGACCGGAGUGUCUGUACUUUAAUCGAAGAUUGUGAACACCAAGAACGCUCAUCACAGGCCUGCCACUGCUACAAAGACACGGAGAUUGACGAAGCGUCCAUCGUCUAUAAUGGGAGCAUUGCUGGAGGGGAAUCAUCUAGGACUAUUGGAAAGCAUCAUUUGAAUGGGGGCACGGUGAAAAAUGGAAACCUUCUUUAUCCGAUAGGCCACCCUUAUAGGGUAUCUGUUUAUACGACCGAUUACGUUUCUACCCCAGAUGAUUUCAAAUCGUUCGAAAACUGGGCCUCGACAUCCCAAUACAAGACGGUCGUGGAAACCUGGGACAGAGAAGCAUGCAAAUACAAGAUAGCAGAGCCGGUAGAGACCCGCAGUGGUCUGGACGACUAUGCUGAAUAUGCAUUCAUUGUCCGUGAACGUGUUGAACGGAAUUCUGAGGAGGUGACGCCCUACAUAGACAUCAAAUCGGAAGGCCUACGUGACAUCCUGCGUGUGGUGCUGCACGACAUCAAAGCUAUUAGCCUGAUGGAGGACAAGCCAUCGAUCGAGCAAAACGUCCUUUUCCAUUUCCUCCCGGAGCUCGACGGAUGUGUGGAGCUCUAG
Penicillium brasilianum is the source of this 822-nucleotide messenger RNA. The record is from the annotation of a GenBank genome assembly. Lineage: Eukaryota; Fungi; Ascomycota; Eurotiomycetes; Eurotiales; Aspergillaceae.